This is a messenger RNA of Sporisorium graminicola, 1110 nucleotides long. RefSeq lists its product as uncharacterized. The record is from RefSeq and is a predicted model, not a curated record. The transcript has 3 exons. The coding region runs from base 1 to 1110 and encodes 369 amino acids. NCBI's taxonomy places the organism in Eukaryota, Fungi, Basidiomycota, Ustilaginomycetes, Ustilaginales, Ustilaginaceae.
AUGGCUCCCACCGCUGCCAACCCCAAGGACUGCCCCGAGUAUGAUCCCAAAAACAUGAUCUUCCGCCGGCUCGGCCCCUCGGGUCUGCGUGUCUCGCUCUUCUCGCUCGGUGGCUGGCUCACAUACGGCGGCACUGUCAACAGCGACGAAACUAAAGAGAUCGUCAAGCUCGCCUUUGAACACGGCAUCAACACCUUCGACACCGCCGAGGUUUACUCUGCCGGUCAGUGCGAGGUCGACAUGGGCAAAGCCAUCCGUGACCUCAACCUGCGCCGCUCGGACCUCGUGCUUAUCAGCAAGAUCUUCUUUGGUGUUGGUAGCAAAGAUCCCAACGGUCGCGGAUUGAGCCGCAAGCACAUCAUCGAGGCGGCCAACGCCAGUCUGGAGCGUUCCGGCUUGUCAUACUGGGAUGUGCUGAUGGCGCAUCGCCCGGAUCCUACCGUGCCCAUGGAGGAGAUCGUGCGCGGAUUCAACCGCCUCAUCGAGAGCGACAAGUGCUUCUACUGGGGUACGUCGGAGUGGUCCGCCCAGCAGAUCGAGGAGGCUCACGCUGUGGCCAACCGUCUCAACCUGAUCCCGCCCAUCGCCGACCAGUGCCAGUACAACAUGUUCCACCGCGAGCGUCCCGAGAAGGAGUACGACCCCUUGUACAAGGUCCACAACUUCGGCACCACCAUUUGGAGUCCUCUCGCCAGCGGCCUUCUCACGGGCAAGUACAACGACGGCGUGCCCUCCGGCUCGCGCUUCGACACCAACAAGAGCUUUUUUGACAACACGGUCAAAGAGCUCCAGACGCCCGAGGGCAAGGCAAAGAUUGAGAAGGUCAAGAAGCUCACGCAGAUCGCCGAGGGUCUGGGAGCCAAAGUGACCAACCUGGCUCUGGCGUGGUGCGCCAAGAACCCUAACGUCUCGACGGUCAUCUUGGGAGCCUCCAAGCCGGAGCAAAUUGUCGAGAACCUCAAGUCGCUCGAUCUGAUCGAGAAGCUGACGCCCGAGAUCAUGGCGCAGAUCGACGAGGUGCUGGGCAACAAACCCGCCCUCCCUCCUCUGUAUGGAAGGGGUCGAUCAUCGUUUGCACCCAAUCGUGCAUCUGGCAGGAGCAAGCUAUGA